AGUGUUAGCUGAGCUCUAUCACUGAAUGAAUCCAAGGAACCCUGCUUGUUGCUUUCUGAAAUGAAGAGCGGACCUUGCACAAGCAUUUCCAAGACUGCUUUAAUGUAUGAAGUUCCUCUUUGAAACACCAUGUCAAAUGAAGCCAGUUUGGAGCAGAAGCUUUCUACAACAACCCUCAGUUCGGUUGCUGUUCAGGCCGGGAAUGCCAGUAUCGUUAUAGCUGUGCUUAAGUGUGGAAAAUGGGUGAAGCUUCAGCUGGCUGAAUCAACACCAAAUUUAUUAGAAAUUGGCAGCAAUCAAGAUGAAACUAAAAAGCUACUACAAGAUCACGAACUCCUCCUCACUAAACUUAAGGCUUUGGAAGAUCAGGUGUGGGACUUGCUACAUGAAGCGGACAAGGCUGCUGAGGAGAACAAGGAGAAGAGUCAGGUGUACGAUGCCAUGGCAGAGACACUUGGGGAUGCGUGGGAUGCCCUCAUUGUUAUGUUAGAGAAGAGACAGGCACUUCUGGAACUUACUUCAGUGUUCUUUGAAAAUGCUCUGGAGUUUGCUGUCAAAAUUGACCAAGUUGAAGAUUUCUUGAAAAAUGCUCAAGAAUUUGAUAAUAUUGACACUUUAAGAGAACUCCUUCUGCAACAAGAGCAUCAUACAAAAGAGCUCUUGGAAAAAUCACUUGCACUUUUGAACAAAAGCCAAGAGCUAACUGAAUUCAUCGAAGAAUUCAAACAUGAGGGACCAAAUGCAAAUCCUGAGCUGAUUCAGGGAGCCCAGAGCAGCUGCUUGAAAAUUGACAAUCUCCUUGAACUGCUACAAGACAGGCGAAGACAACUGGACAGAUUUCUUAAGCAUCAGCGUCAAGGUCUGGAGCAGGUACUACAAAUUUGUCUGUGGCAUCAACAAGAGAACCAGGUAACAUCUUGGUACAAGAAAAACAUCAGAGAUUAUAUUUGCAAGCAAAACCUAGGCUCAUCAUUACUGGAAAAUGAAGAGUUACUUCAAGAGCAUAAAGAAAUGGAAUUCGGAGUGAAAGAAUGGAACUCCGCUGUUGAACAACUGGAGGCUGAAGCACUUAGGAUCUUGCUUUCAGAAGACUAUACAGAAAAAGAACAUUUAAACCUUUCAAAUCAGAAAAUCCAUCUGUUGCGGGAAGAAGUGUGUUGCCAUAUGGAGAAGAGAAAAGCAUUGUUACAAGAGGCCAAUGAUUUCUAUAAUACUGCUGGCAAGGCACUUGAUGCUCUUGAGAAUUACUUUAAAAUCUUUAAUUCAGAAGGGUUGAGUUUACCUGUCCUGUCAAUGAAGUAUGACAAAUUAAAGGAAGAAAUUAAAGGCUGCACAGCAAGUACUUUGCAAAAAGGACAAACUUUAAUUGAUAAAGCAGACUCUCACAGCUCUUGGGUAAUAGGGAUUCAGAAAAUCAUAGAGUAUGUUAACAAAAAAGAGGAUCAACUAAUCAGACAGUGUCCAGAUGAUAAAGAACUCAUGUUGAAGAAGCAACAAUGGACUGCCUCACUUGAAGAUAAUCUAAAUAAGGUAUCACAGUCCGUUAAAAAAAUCACCUCAGUGCUCGCAGUUGAUGUGGAGAUCGGUUCCCAUCUGUCUGAGUCAGAAAGAAUUUUGAAUGAACACCUUGAGCUGGCUAAUCAAAUAAAGGAAACUUCACAUGAACUGGAAGAAGCUGAAGAAAUCAUCAAAGACAUGAAAGAGUUUGAACCUGAGCAAUUGGCAUCUUUUAAUAGCAAAACUGUCUUUUUGAAUGAAGAACUGAAAAAAAUUGAAAGAAAUAUUAGCACAAAAAUAGAAAUCCUAACAACUUAUGUGGCCUUUUUAAAGUCAUCAAUGGAGGUGAAUGAUUAUAUUCAAAAUCUGAAGGAAAUCUAUCAAGCAGAACCUCUACAAACAAGCAGGGAGGCUGAAAAUAAAAUUGCAAUGGAGUCAGUUAAUACAAAGUGGAAAAAGUCUAUAGAGAAGUGUUUUUCCACUGAAAAUCUUGGUCGCAUUUUUCUUAAUUUAGUAAAUACGGUAAAUGAGGGCUUAAUAUUAAAAGUCGAAAAAUCUGUACAAGUAACAGAAGAUACCAUUAUUAAUUUGAGUAAAGAAAUGAAAGAACUGACUGAUCUUUGGGCAAUCUGGAAUUUUAAAAUUAAUCAAGUAAAACCCAUCAAGCAACAGUGCUGGAUAUUUAAAGAGCAACUAAAUAAGACUACACAUGGGCUACAGAGUCUUCAAGAGGCACUCAGACUUGCAUCAACAGUUGACCUUGGAAGCAACCUUUGUAUCGCCUUAGAUCAACAAAAACUUAACCAAAUGAAAACACAUUUUCAGCAACUAAAUGCUGAGUUUGAGUACAUGAUGAAGUUUUUAGAAUUACCAAGUCAGAAAAGAUUUCCUGUGAAAGAAAAUUCUGAAAGAAUAAGCGAGCUUAUUCACCUUCGUCAAAUGGUAAAGAGCACAAUGACAGAGUAUGAUGAGAUUUUCAACAAGACACUUAAAUUCCAUCAUGUUAAAAAACAACUGGAAUGUCUAUCAAAAUCAGGAGAACUGGAUUUUCCGGAAAUAACUGUCGGUCCUGAAGAUGUGCACCAUGCUGAAGCUUACCUUUUAAAUGCUCGGAAGAAACAUAUGCAUAUCAGACAGCUUUAUAAGCUGGUUAUUAACCAAGGAGUGGAUAUCUUGUCUGCAGUGCAGAAGCCUAAUUGCUUGAAUGUUUCUGUAAAGAAUCUGAAACAAGAACUUGCUCAACUUGAGUGUGACAGCAUUAACUGGAGCUCCAAAGCAGAUAAGUAUGAGGAAGAACUGUCACAGCAUUUCCAAUACUAUAUCAGUCAAGAGGAGAUAUAUGAGCUUAGGGAAUCUUUUAAGGACCUCAAAAAGAAAUUCAACAAUUUGAAGUUUAACUAUAUUAAGAAAACUGAAAAAGCCCGAAAUUUAAAAGCCCUUAAAAUACAGAUUCAACAAGUCGAUACAUAUGCUGAGAAAAUACAGAUUGUUAAAAAGAAGAUAGAUAAUUUAGAGAAGAAAUUCAUGGACCCUGCAACAAAUGAACCCAAUGUUAGAGUCUUCAUAGAGUCAAUCAAUGAGUUACAAAAACAGCUGAAUGAAUUUGGCAGAGUGGUGGAGGAUUACAAGCAAAAUCUGGGCCUCACGGAGCAUCUACAAAUGAUGAUGGAUGAGUGUCAAUUUUGCUUUGACGACGUUAGUGCAACAGUCAUUAGAGUUGGCAAGUAUUCUGCAGAAUGCAAAACAAGAGAAGCAAUGGAGACUCUCUACAAGCAAUUCAAUAAGUUUAUCGAGUCUACGGUGUCUCAACAAGAGGAAAAGUUUCAGCAGAUUAUAGAUCUGGCUGAACAGUUAUAUGGUUUUGAAGAAGGAAAGAAGUACGUUGAAAAAGCUGUAUCAAAGUACAAGGAAAUCCUUAAUUCUGUUGAUGAGUUGUGUAGAUCUCUGAGAGAAUUCAGGGAGAUUCAGAAAGAUGAGUUUGCUGAAGAGCUGGUUACUGUUCAAAAAGGAGGAAAUUGUCAAGAAGCAUGUGAGGACGAAGCAGAUGAAAAACAGCAACAGAUGGUGUCAGAUAUAUUGCUUAUAAAUUCAGAAUACAUUACUGAGAAGAGAAACAAUAUCCUGUAUCCUACCAACACUAAACAGGAGAGGAAUAAAUUGGUUGAUAUUCCAAUUAUCUGCCCAGCUGGUGAGGAUCUUGUUUCACAGGAUACAGAGCUGUCAUCUUCAGCCAAAGAGGAUAGUUUACAGACUGAAUUCCUGGCAGAAGAAUUACCCUCCGGAGAUGAAUACGAGUACGCCACCAGAAGCUGUCAGAGGCAGAUGGUCACUCGAGAAGAGAUUAAAACUGCAUCAGAAAAGAACAGCAUGGCCAGCCUAACUGGACAGGCGCCUAACUUCUCCCAGCUUCUGUCUAAUGUAACCGUCAUGGAAGGUUCUCCGGUAACUUUGGAAGUAGAAGUAACAGGAAUCCCAGAGCCUACGCUGACAUGGUACAAGAAGGGCCAGAAAGUGACUGCAGAUGAGCACUUAAAGUUUUCACAAAAGGAGACAAAGCAUACUUUAUUCAUUCAGAAGGUGUGUGAUAACGAUGCUGGCCUCUAUGUUGCUCGGGCUAAAAAUUCUAGUGGCACUAUAUCAUCAAGUGCCAUUCUCCACGUGCAAGUACAAGGAAAACAGCCAAAUUUCAUACAAAAAUUUGGACACACAACUCUACAAGAAGGAGAAGAUUUAAUCCUGCAUUGCACAGUACAUGGAAAGCCCAAACCUCAUGUCUGCUGGACCAAGGAUGAUAUCCAAGUGGUAGCUGGAGACAUCAGUAUUGAGAAAUUAGGAGAUAACUACUACCUCUUAAAAAGAAAUGUGGCCCUUGCUGAUACUGGGAAGUAUAUCUGCAUUGCCAGCAAUGAAGUCGGAAAGGCACACUGUUCUGCCAUAGUAACAGUGAUAGAGAAAAAUAAAAACUCAGAAGUUUCCACUAUAACUCCGACUAAAUCAGAAUGGGAAAAUGGGUACUUCUCAGGAAAAGGGAAUGUCACUGCAGCUGAACUCCUACAAGCCCAGGACAUGUAUUGUGCGAGAGGCCAAAGGCCAGUCGCUAAGCAACUCCCAGUAAGGUUUAAAGAGAAACUCUGGCUUCAAGGAGUGUAUCUUGAGCUUGUGAGACCACCAGAUGUUAGCUUCAGUCUGGAACAUGUUCCUGUUUUACUUCAGCCUACUGCCAAGGAUCAGAAUAUGGACUGAACUGCACCUGAUUUAUGAGGGGGUUCAUCUUGUUUGCUGUGUCCAUGUGUGAU
Numida meleagris (helmeted guineafowl) is the source of this 4793-nucleotide messenger RNA. It is a transcript of the gene CCDC141, whose product is annotated as coiled-coil domain containing 141. NCBI's taxonomy places the organism in Eukaryota, Metazoa, Chordata, Aves, Galliformes, Numididae. The transcript is spliced from 30 exons. The record is from RefSeq and is a predicted model, not a curated record. Bases 130 to 4740 code for a protein of 1536 amino acids.